Molecule: messenger RNA, 1248 nt
Organism: Benincasa hispida (wax gourd)
Lineage: Eukaryota; Viridiplantae; Streptophyta; Magnoliopsida; Cucurbitales; Cucurbitaceae
Source: RefSeq, a predicted model, not a curated record
UCCUCUCUUAUUUAUGACAAUACAGAUCAUUUAUUGCUUUUUUGAAUACUUAUCAAAGAUUCUUGAUCAGAUCUUAAGUCGUCAUAUGAAACAUGCUAAUGAGAUUUGCUUUGAUGAAUAGAGAAUCCAUUAAAGAAAUGCUCUGGAGAAAACCCAAGUGCGCAGAAAGAUUUAAGCCAAUCUUUGGCUUGAAGAUGAUGGUGGUUGGUUUUGGGGAUGAUUUUUGCCGGCAACCGAUCCUCAUCUUUUCCCCAACUGGAUAACACCAUGUAAUGAUUCUUGUGGGGUCUGUAAACUUUAGACAGAUUGGCCAGCUGUGGCCAAUGACCCACCAUCUCACAUGCUCAGCCAAUGUGGUUUUAACUCACCCAUCACUGCCUUUUUCCUCCCAUUCUAAAUUCUAUAUAUCCUGAAAGAGAGAGAGAAGAAAAGGGAAAAAAAAGUAAUUCUCUCUUUAGUUCAUUUGCUAACAGACACCCACCCAACAAGUUAACUCUCUUAUUGCAGUUCUGAGUUUAGACAAACAUGGAAGUUGCUGCUUUGGAACUUGAAGAUGAUUUGUUCUUUGCUGAUUUGAGCAGACAGCUUUCUCUUCUUCUCAUGGAUGACAACGAAGACCCUCUCCCUCAUCCACAUGUUUCUCUUCAGGCUCUGUCUCAUGGAGUGCACUACCCUACACGGCCACUGGUAGCACAUGAACAAGCCACCGCCGCCGUUGCCGCUGCCUACAGUGGCGUAAGCAAGGGCACCGGCGUGUUCAUCCCUAGGUCCCUGCAGCCUGCAAGAAAACAGAGGCGUGGAAGACAUAAUAACAUAAAGCCAAACCGACAGUUUCAUAUCAGUAUUGAUGUGAACUCACGAGUAUCAUCCAACAACCAUUCGAUCCGUCCUAAAAAGGCUUGAGGAUUCGAAGAAUUCAAGGAAAAGGGUUAUCAUAAUUCAGAUUUAAAAAAAUAAUAAUAAUAAUUCUUUCACCAAGUAUUAAGUUAAUGGUGAUGACUGUACAUGGAAGAAGAAGAAGAAGAAGCUAAUAGUAUUAGGCUAUGUUAAUUACUGGGUUGUUAAAUUGGUUUAUGUGGUUCAUUGGAAGGUUGAUUAACCUAAGGUUUGUGAACUUCCUCUCCCCCUUUUGUGAAAAAUUUAUGAUUGUUCUAAUAAUAUGCCAAUUCCAUUAUCUCCCUCUCCAAUUUUUGUUUUAUGGGUUGUGAGUUGUAACUUUAGAGCAAGAGAGCUGUCUUGAAAGAAACA